Cephus cinctus (wheat stem sawfly) is the source of this 3712-nucleotide messenger RNA. RefSeq lists its product as uncharacterized. The record is from RefSeq and is a predicted model, not a curated record. Gene Ontology annotation, molecular function: protein binding. The coding region runs from base 105 to 3170 and encodes 1021 amino acids. The transcript is spliced from 12 exons. Lineage: Eukaryota; Metazoa; Arthropoda; Insecta; Hymenoptera; Cephidae.
UAAACCAUUAUAUGGCGUACGUAACGCUGCCCCGAGCUAACAAAAUUAUACAGAAUCAUGUUGGGUUUCUCGUCGGGCAGAACGUUUCUUCCUGUUGACGAAAUAUGUUUCAGUGUCCCAAUGUAAUCCUUAUCGUUAUCGUGGGAUACUUCGCCGUGAGUGGCAACGUUAUUCGCAAUGAAGACAUAUGCGGUCCUCACAAUGGGCGCAGACUUUACCUGGAGCUUGGUGAGCAGGGUGUCCUCUACGCGAAGAACAUCUCCUUCGUAAAGAAUGCACCGAGACAGCAAGUGUCUCGCGUCUACGUGACCAACAGUUCUCACGAUCAGUGUAGCUUAGAAUUGGUAACAUGUCCAUCGUGCGUCAUAACUGUCACUUUCAAAAACUUGGCGCUCUCGCACCAUUGCGGAGAUGGUGGCGUGAUGAUGGAUAGUCCAUGCAGAUGCGAUUACGUUUGGAUCUCAGAACCGCCUUACGAAGAUGUUUCGGGUACACCAUUUUGUGGUCUGUACGCACCGAUCACUUACAGAUCCAAUACGAGAACAUUGUCUAUUGCAUUAUUGUACAGUCAGUCCCAUAGUCACGCUUUUACUUUGGAAUACACAGCAGAGAGAAAUCGAUUGCAUCUAAGAGGAGCAGACAUGAUUACUAGAUCAACAACAACAAUGAAUAACACAGGUGGCGGGAUUUUAACGUCUCCAUUCUUUCCUGCACGUUAUCCAAGAGAUUUGGGAAUGGAAUAUAUAAUAACGUGUCCUUCGGAAGCUCCAUCUUGUCGUGUUAGAGUACUCUUCAGCGAUUUUCAACUUGCUACAGUUUCCAUAAUGGAGUUUUAUGAUUGGAAUGGGCAACGUUUAGACGUGAGCAGUGGCGCGAGAUUUCGACCACCCGUUAUAGUCAGUUCAGGACCGUCGCUUCUCAUUAGAUUUUACGCUAACGGUGGCACCGGCCUUGGCUACAAGGCUUUUUAUUCCUUCGUAAUUGGACACCUGUACGAUAAAUCGAUUCAGCCAAUAACUGACUGCGGUGGAUAUGUUGAAAAUUUAGGUGGCGCCAUAACAAUGCUUGAUAUGGUUGGACAGGGUGUGAAGACGUACGAUUGCGUGUGGCUGAUAAGACCGCCUAAAAACUUUCUACAUAUGAAGACACAUAUGUAUCUCAAAGUUGUGACUUUUGCCGAUAUGGCUGGCAAUACCGAACUUACUAUCAAGCAAGGACCAACCUCUGCUCUUUUACCUUUGGAAAUCUUGAGGCAUCCAGCCAGUCAGCUGCAACCACCACGAUUCAGGGAACACGUGGCUCCGGUUGCCAGUGGUUUUCAUGUUAGUUUAAGAGGAACAUUUGGUCCUACGUCUCGUCUCGCAAUAGCUUACGCUGCUUUCAGUUACAUGGACUGCUUCACGGGUUCGGAUUUUCUUUGUCAGAAUCACAGAUGCAUACCGAGUCAGUUGAAUUGCGAUGGAUUUGAUCACUGCGAUGACAACAGCGAUGAACCAGCAAGUUGUUUUCGAGAUUGGAACGUGGAACCGCAGGAUCGUAAAUGGCACAUGAACAAGGCGAAUUAUUAUUUCCCAAAAAUUGAUCGUUAUCCUGACCUAAAGACAGCUACUUUAGUAUUCGUCGCAAGUAGUCUGGGAUUGAUAGUUCUGAUAUCAGCUUUGAUUAUACUUCUUUAUAGAAUGGGCGCGAGAGCUAGACAACAAAGAGAAUUACAAUCGCGUUUACAAACAAUAAGUGAGCUUUUAGUAUUUGAUAUUGCAGAUGGAGCUAGAAUCGAUGAGAUAACAGUAUCCGAUGAUCCGCCGGUUUAUGAAGCUCCACCUGGUUACGACGAGGUUGUGAAAAUAAGUAUGGAGUCUGAAGAUGGUCGAGGAAAGAGAAGAAGUAGUCCAUGUCCAGAAUCACGUAGUAGAAGUUCCCCAAGUCCGUGCUCUGCUUCAUCAACUUCUGGAAAUGAUUUCGAGCCACAGCCUUCAACACUAUUAAUAGUUGAAAGUGCCAGUGCCAAUAGAAGUAGCCAGACAACACCGGUACAACACGAAUGCAGACAACCUGUACCAGAGAGUCCACCGCCUCCUUAUGUAACACCACCAGGAACUAUUUCUAGAAAUCUGCAAAUAUCUGGACUGACGUCACUGUCUCUACCAGGUAAAGAUGGUGUCAUAAAUAUCAGUAAACAAGGCACCAGAGCAAGACGAGCCUGGUUAAGAAGCUGCAGCGAAAUGUCGCGUUCUCCACUAAACGCGGAUGCACCGCCUCCUGGUGGACCAUCCAGCUCAAUGGAUGCUGAAGCACUCGGUGCGUAUCUCAAGGCGUACACGUCAAACUCAACUGAACCAUCUGCUCCACAGUCGAACAACUUGGACGAUGUUUCGAGAGACAUCAACUCAAAAUACAAAGUAGAACCAGGAGGUUCGCCAGAGCCAGGAACACCAGGGUGUCUCGACGAGGAUGAUAAGCUGAACUGCAACUGCGAGGGUGCUUGUGGGUGUGCGAACGACAAUACUUACGAAUCAAUUGGCGAGGUGAACGAGAGAUCAUCUGCAAAGCCAAGAUAUAACGAAAACGAACCGCUCUGCCCUAAAAGUGCAAUAAUCAAACUCCUAGGUAGCUCCAGGAACACGAAGUCUCCUCAAAGUACUAACUUGAAUUCAACAACAGUCUCAACAUCUUCGACACCCUAUGGUACCCUGGGUAGAUCCAUAGGACGACAUUGCUCGAGGAAGUUAUCCAUAUGUUCCAAGGACAGCUGCAUUACGAAAAUUUCGACUGUCAGCUCCAGUAAUAGUUACGAGAAGCUUCAAGAUAAUUUUGAGAUUGUUUCCGAAGCUGCUAGUGUCUUAGGAACUACUAAUCCCGGUACCAUGGUUAAUACGCCCAAUGGUACUCCGAAGGCCAGAGCUAGAAGGUCUCAUGAUGCUGAAAAUUAUUCCAAUUGCGACAUGGACAGCCUCUACGAGAACAUCAAGGUCCUUGAUUCCUUCUUGGCUAGACAAGGAAUGUCUGUUGUUCAUAACAGAAAUCAUUCUAUGGCUGUUAUGCUCUUCGGGACACCCGAGCACUCAGGACGUAGGACUCCUAAUCCUAAUUUCACCAAUCGCAACGAGGCACCUCGUUGCUCUAGCAGAUCCCGUAUUUGGCGCUCGAGCGACGACACCUGUGCUGAUUAAUUUGACAGUCGAUUACUGUAUGCACUACUGUGUUACUCACUGUACCACGGACGUCAUUGGUGACCAAGAGGACUACAGUGAUAUCCUCCUUGAGUGAAUGUUGCAUGUUUCCUGUGUUACCAAUUGACUGGCGAUACUGCCAGUAGAUUCGUGGGAAAAUAUUGCUUAAAGCGACAUUGAAUCAAUCGUGGGCUGUUAUUGACUGAGGUCAUAAGCAAUUCACAUUGCAUUGCAUCAGGGAGUCACAUCAAUUUUUAAGCAGAAAGCAUUUGGCGCAUAAGAUACUAAGAAGUACUAUAAUAAAUGACACAAGGAACAAGGUUAUGUAAUAUCUAGAACUAGUAGAAAUUGAAAAAUUUGACUUAUUAAAAUAAUAAAACUUCUUCACUCUUACCUUAUCCCUCUUUGCAGAAUUUUUUCUGGCAUUCUUUGAUGCCAGUGGAUCAGGAUAGGAAUAUAAAAAAGACAUUACUAGGUAAUAAUAACAAUUUAAUACAUUAUUGUAAAAACGUUUCCUUGCUUAUAAAUCGUUAAACUGCAAA